Messenger RNA from Cylas formicarius (sweet potato weevil), 799 nucleotides. RefSeq lists its product as uncharacterized. The transcript has 3 exons. NCBI's taxonomy places the organism in Eukaryota, Metazoa, Arthropoda, Insecta, Coleoptera, Brentidae. The coding region runs from base 95 to 436 and encodes 113 amino acids. The record is from RefSeq and is a predicted model, not a curated record.
CGUGUUCGCAUAUUCGCACGUAGUGAAACGCAGCACAGAAAGCAACAGGGGGUUGAAAGUGAAUUUUGUGACAGGUUUCAGAUUAAGGACUAACAUGCAGUACGAGGUAUCGCAGCUGAUUGUGAAGAUUUUCUUCAUUUUGACGGUCUUUUCUCUGGUAGCGGCCAACGCCAGACCUCCACAUUUUGGUGACACUAAUCAGGCGAUUUCGCAAGAUGCGGGACAAGAAGCGGUGUCCAAUUUGGUUGAUCCCGGCCUUAAACCCUGGCAGAUGGACCUCCUCGUUCAACGAAUGGGAGAACUGAAUCAGCUGAGUAACCAGCUAAAUGGACAGGACUUUAACUUCGAUAGAACUCUGAGGAGCGGCAACGAAAUCAAGCGCCAAAGCCGAUACCGUCUCUGCUACUUCAAUCCUGUCAGUUGCUUCAAAAAGUAGAUCUGGCUCUCUAUAGAAUUUUCGAUCUUUAUUUUAAUUCUCUGUUUGAGCUGUGUAUCUCCACUUGUCUUUUAGUCGACGCGUCUGCCAAAAUGCAUAGACAUACAUUAGUGCGACAUACACAUUUAAAAUGUAACAUUCUUUUUCGGUGUAUGCAGCUGAAAAUUAUAUAUUCAAAAAAUUCAAAUCUUAAAUUUAUUGAUGUUCAAAUACUAGUAGAUAUUUAUCGCUGUGUUUUAAUAUCCAGAAGUAGAAAGCAAAGUUUCAAGAAAGUGAGAGAAAUUUCGCCUGACGAUUUUUGAAUCUUUGCGUUUUACUGUUUGGUCAGAUAAUAUAUCUAUGUUUCAAGAUCGUGACAUUGAU